This is a messenger RNA of Cavia porcellus (domestic guinea pig), 4683 nucleotides long. RefSeq names its product aryl hydrocarbon receptor repressor (gene Ahrr). The transcript has 9 exons. Gene Ontology annotation, molecular function: protein dimerization activity; transcription cis-regulatory region binding; nuclear receptor activity. Lineage: Eukaryota; Metazoa; Chordata; Mammalia; Rodentia; Caviidae. Gene Ontology annotation, cellular component: aryl hydrocarbon receptor complex; nucleus. Bases 657 to 2336 code for a protein of 559 amino acids. Gene Ontology annotation, biological process: regulation of transcription by RNA polymerase II; response to xenobiotic stimulus; xenobiotic metabolic process. The record is from RefSeq and is a predicted model, not a curated record.
UUGCCCAGGUUGGGCUGUCCCCAUCCUUCUGCCUCGGCCUCCUGGAGUGCUGGGAUUGCAGGCAUGCCCGACUCUCCAUGGUAGGUCUUCAGAUUCCUGCUCUUCCAAAUGAAUCUCCAGGGAAACAAGAAAUUAAAAGGCAUUCAGUGCGGUGCUGUCCCCCAGGGGAGGCUCCUGGACGAGGGGCGUGACUGGUGGAGGCAGGAAAGGGUGGACCAACAGGGGCUGGAGCACAGAGAUCCUGCGUUCACACCACACCCCACCCCAACUCACUGGCUGCCCGCUGCCUGCUGCCCGCGUCCUCCCUUCCCCCUCCGCCCAGGGGACUGUAGGACCCGGAUCUCAGUCUCUGUCCUGCGCAGACCCUCAAAAGAUACCUGUUCCCUGUCCUCACGGGCCAGCGCUGCGGAUGCAAGGGGCAGGGGAGAGCGUCCCGCCCCCGGCCCUGUCCCGCCUGCGGCUUAGCUCGCACGCGAUCUGCCGCCUUGCCUGACGGUCUUGGCCACAGGAGGAAGCGCACUGCACGCGAUGGGGCCGUGCAGGAGACAUGCACCCUCUCACCUGGAGACAGCCUGCGAGGAGGGGCCCCGGUGCAGGAGGGGCGGCUGCUGCUGGAGUCUCUCAAUGGCUUCGCUCUGGUUGUGAGUGCAGAAGGGAUGAUAUUUUAUGCAUCAGCAACAAUUGUGGACUAUCUGGGAUUCCACCAGACAGAUGUAAUGCACCAGAAUAUUUAUGACUACAUCCACGUUGAUGACCGCCAGGACUUCUGCCGGCAGCUCCACUGGGCCAUGGACCCCCCACAGGCGAGGUGUGGGCAGCCGCCACAUACAGAGACAGAAGACAACACAGUCUUGGGGAGGCUCCUCAGGGCCCAGGAAGGGGGCGUGGGCUCACCCCCUGAGUACUCGGCCUUCCUGACUCGGUGCUUCAUCUGCCGUGUACGCUGCCUGCUGGACAGCACCUCUGGCUUUUUGACAAUGCAGUUUCAAGGAAAACUAAGAUUCCUGCUGGGACAGAAGAAGAAAGCACCUUCAGGAACAGUCCUGCCCCCACAGCUCUCACUGUUCUGCACUGUGGUGCCUGUCCUGCUGCCCUCCACCACCGAGAUGAAAAUGAAGAGCGCAUAUCUGCGGGUGAAGCACAGGGCAGACGUGGCAGCCAUGACAGACACACGGGCAAAAUCGACCAUGAGUGUGUGUGAAUCAGAACUUCCUGGAAAACCCAGCUACUUAACAGGAAGGAACAAUGGUGAAAAUGGCAUCUCAGUGUUCAGGGCACAAACAGACGCCGGUCACUGGGCCCGGGUUCCAGUCAGAGCUCGGUGCCCCUGUCUCAGGGGCAUGGAUCUAAUCCUGGAUUCCAAGGGGGUCACAGCGAACAGGGAAGAAACAGAACAGGACAGGAUGCUGAGUGGCUCCACAGGAGGGAGGACACGGAGGGAGGCACACAUGUACAAUUGCCACUCAGAGAUGCCAGUACCUGGGAGGUUCCCAAACUGGAUGAUGGAAAAGUGUGGACAGGAUGGCAGCACCAAGCUAAAGCCACUGCCAGGCAGGAAUGAGCCCCUCUCCGUGUGCACCUCUUCCCUGGGCUCCUUCAUACCGCACCCGGGCACUGAGGGCACAUUCAGUACUAGCAGCAUGGCUACCUUCAGAAAUCCUCCAGGCCAUGUUCCCAGUGCCUAUUGUGGCCGGAUGAGCAGAGCCUGGCGGGACAUUUAUCAGGGCCAGGUGCCUCUAUCCUCCUGUGGCACUGGAAUGCAGUGCUUCACCCCUGGGGGCCACUGCACAGAGGAUGUAAAGCCUCCAGGUCGGCCGAUGCCCUCAGGUGCCCCAUGCAAUCCUGUGCUGCCUCUGGAGGUACCAAUCAAGAUGGAAAAUGACUCUGGGUCAGAGGACACAGCAGAAGGUUGCACCCCUAGCCAAGUGUGGCUGGGAGCCAGUGAUAUCACCAAGAGACAUUUGGUCACUUUCCCCACCAGGAUGCACCUGAAAGCAGAGCCAGACUGCGGACACCAGGUCUACAACCAGCCCCUCAGCUUAGGCAUGCUGGCAACACACCCUCAGAGCAGGGUCACUGCUGGGCCCUGCCGGGAACUGGGCCCAUUCUACCCUGUGCAAAGCUCCUGCCUGGAGCUGGGGCCUACCCGUCACCUCUGCACCCUGGGCAACAGUGAGUGCAGGGCACCGGAGGUAGCACCCAUGGUCAAGCGUGAGCCCCUAGACUCUCCCCCAUGGGCCGUGACUGGCCAGGGUACAGUGCCUGGGGUCUUCCCCAAAAAUGCUUCUGCCCUGCAGGUUCCACCCAGAACCCCUGAAACUCCUUUUCUGCUGUAGAGCUGCUGCCACACAUUCCAGAAACCACUUGCAUCCACACACUCACCCAGCUCCUGUCCUGCACAGUGCUCUGAGUCAGUUUGAGGCCACCUAAGUAUGGAGAUAGACAGGGUAAUACCCUGUUCCUUCCAGAAACCUCACUUUUCCAUGGCCUGAAGACAGCUUUGGGAUGUCUCUGUCUCUGGCACAUCCUGCAGUGGGGCUCACAGCAUCAGGCAGUGGGCACAGCACACAGGGCAGCAGAGGACAGAGCAAGAGGCCAUGCCACCCUGCCUGACUGCGAGAUGCAGUGCUUUCCAGUGAGGGCCCCACCCUCGCCCUAUGAAGAUUUAGGUGUCUGGGGCUGGGGAUUUAGCUCAGCGGCAUAAGUGCCUACUUUGCAAGCGCACGGUCAUGAGUUUGAUCCCUGGUACCCAUAAAAAGAAAGAUUUAGGUGUCUAAUAUGCCUUAAAAAUUGUAAUGGGAGGCAAUUCACUCACGUGGUAGGAAACAAAUUCAAUGUGUGCCUCAGAAAGGAAGGUUGCCACACUUACCCUCAAGGUGGCUCACAGCUGGUAGCACAGCUUAGGGUCUCCCCAUGCGUGUUUUGCCCUGGUUAGUGCAGGGCCCAUGAACAGAGGGAGCCAGAAGCAAAGCUCUGGGUCCUGCUGCAGCAGCCACCCACCUACAUUCCCAGGGUCUUGGGUGUGGCAGGAGCCUGCGGGGCUGGGACUUUCGCUUCACCCCCUCAUCUCUUCAGCAGUACUUUCCCCAUAACCUGUGGCUUUGGAGCGCCAGGGCUCAGCCCGUUUACGGUGGAUUUCAUUAGGCAGAUACAUGUAUGCCUUGUCACAACUCAAGCCCCUGAGCAGCCAGACUUUCAGGAAGACUCACGGUGGGCCCAAGAGGGAGCUGAGGGUGCACACCAGGCACAGGUUCAAAGGCUGGUCAUUCAGGGCCUCCCCACCUCUGCCUAGACCACAGCAGCCUUCAGAAGUGGGACAGGUGCUAUGCUGUCAUGGGUGUGACACACACAUCUUCCACCUCCUCCAUCAUCUCCCUCACUAAAGCAGGAAUUGGGAUGGUGUCCCAGGCCUGGAAGCUGGGACCUGCCUCACCUCUCUUCCCUUCCUGCUGGCCCAGGGUCCACUUAGACUCCAGUUUCUUUGAAAACACAACUGACAUCUACUCUCUGGACAUUUAUGGACUGAACCCUAAGGGGUGGAUUUCAGACUCAUCCUUCCUUCCUUCUCAGCUGUAACCCAGUGCACCACUCUGGAGUGUGGCGAGCCCUCUAUGCACUGAGACCUGAUGUACCUCCCAGAAGGCAUGGCCAAGUUCAUGUAUCAUUGUGUGCUCCCUCUCCGGCGGGCUGGCCUGCAUCCCUAGCCUGAGACAGCAUCAGCAUCUCAGUCUUUCUUUUCAGGACAAGGACAGAGGGCACAGCAGAUCAAUAGCACAGUAUCUGUAUAACAUGUCCAGCACUGCAUGCAUGUAACAUGUCUGGUACUGUGCUGUGUGACAUGUCUUGCAUUGUACAUGCAUAGCAUGACUGGCAGUGCAGGCAUGUACUGUGUCUGGAGGGUUGGGAAGUGGAAAAACAGACCAGGGAGAUGGAAUUAACAGACUUCCUUGCACAUCUGCCAAGGCUAGCCGUGUGACCAAAGGAGAGCUAGAGAUAUGCAAAGCCAGAGACUCCUGCUGGCUGGACCACUCUACCUGCCCUGCCCCAGCCUUUCAAAUGCACCUCAUCUGCGUGCCCUGCUGGGGAGGGUAACCCAGGACAAGCCACGAACUACUUGCAAGCCAUGCUUGGUGAACACUGAGCUAGGCAUCUGGACCUGAGCUCUGCAGGCUAGGAUGCCACAUUAUACCACAGCCCUUAAACACACAGGGCCAGGGCUACAUCCAUGCAGUAGACCCCCAGAUCUGCAUUUCUGUGGUUAGGUAUUAUGUGCCUCCUGCAAACUGGUGUAGGAAAGUGAUGGGGCAUGCUGCAGCUGUGGUCACUUCCACAGGGUCAUUCUCAGUACUAACUCCAGGCGAACGCUCUUCUGUGGUGUAUAGCUUUUGCCUAAAUAACUGAAUAUCAAAAUCAAAUAUAAUGUAGAGUGUGCCAAAGGGAGGGUAAAUACAAAUUACAUUUUAUAUGUUACAGUGGAUACUGCAAGAAGAAAUUUCUCAGAGGCCAUACCGGCCCAGUGAAGUCUUAAGCAGAUAUUACAGAGCAGCUCUUUGUGCUAUUUUCUCAGUGCCUUUAACAGAGCUUCCGGAUAUAUUUCUUUUUUAAAAAGGAGGUUCAGAUAUAUGUCUUAUACUGUGGUUUGUAUUAAAUUUUCAGAAUUGGUAUAAAAAAAUUACAUGUUCA